AUGAGGCAAGUGCAACACAAAUGCGCUGCUAGUGUUGUCCAGUCGCGCGCGUCACAGCUGGGGCGCGUGCCCGUGGACCACGGCUUGCCCAACCACAUGCUGCUGUGCUGCGCCUACCCUGCUGCCCACCCACCGCCGCCACCUCCCUCACCCACUCCAACGCCCGCCGCUCCCUCAACUCCACCCGCCACACGCGCUCUCACCUUCGGCCUCUCCCUCGCCACAGACCCGCCGCCCUUGCCUGCAUGCAUGCCUCUACUUCUCUCUCCCGCUCUGCGCUUUCGCCUGCAUGCGCAUCGUGCUGCUGCCUACGUCGGAGCGGGCGAGGGAGUGCAAGCAGGGGUGCAGGGGGUGGCAGCAGGGGCGCGCAGGGAGGGCAAGUUGAGGCAGCUACUGCGUGGCGGCCGGGGAGUAUUCAGCUUUUACUCUCUGCGCUGCAACUGGCGUUCGCUCUUGAGGUGGGUGGAUUGGGGGGUGUGCGCAUGGGGCAGUGAGCGUGGAGUGUGGGGACGUGCCGUGUGGGGCUUUGGUGGAGUGAGAGGGGCCAUGGUUGAUGUGGCAUGGUGCAUGCAGGAUAAGGGGCACAUGACAUUGGGGGAGGAACUACCUGCAUGCACAUCCCACCCGCAUGCUCUCCACAUGCGCGGCCCCCUUGCUGCCCCCUUGCUCCUCUCUAUCCACCAUUCCUUGCUUCGCCCUGCUUACCACCCGCCAGCCAAUGCAUGCCUUUGUUGCUGCCUGCAGUGGAUAUGCGUGGGUGGUAAUGGGUGGGAUUGUGCAUGGGGGUGGGUGGGGAUGAGGGCAGGUGAAUGCGUGGAUGAGGCAUGA
Molecule: messenger RNA, 828 nt
Organism: Closterium sp. Naga37s-1
Lineage: Eukaryota; Viridiplantae; Streptophyta; Zygnematophyceae; Desmidiales; Closteriaceae
Source: the annotation of a GenBank genome assembly